CCAUAAUGUAGAAUAUCUUCACAGCCGACAGAGUUGUAAAGGGGAAGGCAAUCAGUUUGUCAUUAAGUAGAACUCGAACUGUAGUGAGCAGACAGUAGAGUCAGUGAUUCCCACAUUUUUUUGGUAACAACAGUUGUCAUACAGGGAUUUUUGUGAACGAUUCUGUUUAGAAAGUGUUGCUGUCAAUUAAUGAGUAUUAAGCUGUCAGAGAACGAUUAAAAUGAGCUCCAGCACGCCAACAGACGGAAAUAUUCUAGAACGGUGACAGGAGAGACUAUGAGAUCAUACGAAAAUUUGAUGGCCCUAUCAAUCGAUAAAUUCCCAAAAUUUGUGUCUAUAACAAUUGAAUCACGUACUGGAAAAAUCAUAUUUCUGAUUGCUCGUGUGGAUUAUGGGGAAGUUUGACAUUGUCAACAAGCGGUCUCCAUGGUACCGUACGGAACCUCUGAUAGCAGUGGAUGGACAACAUGUGUUCUCUCAGAAGAGACAAAUUCUGAUUCUUCAGAUUACGCUACCACACAUAUCGCAGACAAGUUAUCUGCAAGCUCCGAGAUACAAGAGAAGAUCCCUCACCUGAUGCUGGACGAAUUUUUAUUCCAUGUUUUGCGCUGGAAACCACGAUGGCUUACUGGUGACCAGAGCAAUGAAGAAUCUUCUGAUCAAUUUCAAUCAUCGAGGCCUACCUCAUUAUCUUAUGAAACAAUUGAGGAUUAUUGCAAAGUCAUGCUUCCGCUUUUACUGCUGGAAUUUUGGCAGGUAUUAAAGAAGGACAGGGACGAUCAAGAGAAUGAGAGGAAGGACACGGGAAAUGAGAUGGGAAAGGGAAAGAGGAAGGGAAAGGAAGAGAUGUCACGGACUAUAACUGCCACCCUUGAGGAUGAGAUAUUGGGGAGUGCACCGAACGGUGAUUAUCCAUUUUUAAUACUUAGUUUGUCUGCAUCUCCAACCGCCACAACAAACUAUCCAGUGCGAGGGGAUCUCGUGAAAUUUCUAAAUAAUAGAGAAGAAAUUUUUGGCUACAUUCAAGACUGUAAGAAGGUUAAGACGGUGCAAAGUUCUUGGUCUUCAUUCGUUGAGCUACAAUACUCGAUGAAAACUCAAAAGUUAAAGUAUAAUUGGUCUUCCUAUGACACCUUAAAGUUGACGACUGUCUACCCAAUGGGAGCUUAUCUGAGGUUUGUGAGGGCUAUGGAUGAUCUGUCCAUGUCACCGCUCUUUCAGCCGGUGAUGACACCAAAGGUUGAGGAUUAUGAGUUGCCACAGGCUGAUGUUUCCAGCACAUUUCCACUCAUAAGUGGGCACACACUGAAUUUUCGCCAACAGGAAAUUGUUGCAAGGAUCGUGAAAACUGUCCGUCAAAAUAAGCCAAAGAUAGCUUUAAUUCAAGGGCCUCCAGGAACGGGAAAGUCCAAGGUUAUUCUUAAUAUCAUUUGUGAAGUUCUGAAGAGGAAGAAUACCAAACUUUUGCUAUGUGCCCCAUCCAACAGAGCUAUUGAUGAAGUUGUGGGGAAUCUGAUUACUGUGCAGAAGGAACGAGAAGGAAUUAUGGAUGCUUUCACAAUCGUCAGAAUCGGUCGUGACGAGAAAAUGGGUGCUGAAGUGCAAGAAGUAUCAUUGUCAUUCCGCAGUAAAAUGGUUCAUUUCAACCCUCGCAUGCGAAACAUGAUAGAAGCCCAAAUAUUGAAGGAUGCUGAUGUAAUUGCUACGACUUUGUCCUCGUGUUAUACAUUUCAAAUGGAAAAUAUCUUUGGAGUGGAUGGUUUGAAUAUACCAGUGUGCAUCGUCGAUGAGGCAGCCCAAGCGACAGAACUAGGUACCUUGAUACCUCUCAUGCUGGGCGUGAGCACUCUCAUUCUCGUAGGGGAUCCAAAACAAUUACCCCCAACUGUAUUAUGCGAAAGGGCAAAAAUUAACGGGCUCGUCGACUCCCUCUUUUAUCGUGCCAAGAAGAACUUCGACAACCAACAGGGUGAUCCCAUUCUGAUGCUCAACACUCAGUACAGAAUGGUGGAGGAGAUUGUCCAGUGGCCGAACAAUUUCUUCUACCAGGGAGCUCUAAGGACAGGAUCAAACGUUUUUCCAUUGCCCUUCACCAACUAUAAAAUUAUUCAUCACCUCUCCCCGCAGGAUGGUAACGAUUCGAACUUGGGAGAAGCGAAAUUAGUAGUGGAUAUAACUUUUGGAAUGGUGGUUGAACUGGUUAAGAAUUCUGCGAAUACAAAUGUCAGUAUUGGCAUCAUAACUCCGUAUCGAAAGCAGAGAAAGGUCAUUCUGAGUCUAUUGAAGGACCGUUGUGAUGCCCAUGCACCCAAGAAAAAAAAUAUUAUAAUAGCUAAGGCCAGAGAUGUAGAUGAUAAUGAUAACGAGACCUUAAUUGACAUACUAAAGGAUUUAUAUCUAACUGAUAACAUUGAAUUUGAUGAUUGGGAGGACAGGCUGUCCCCGGAGCCCACCGACAAAACAAAUGUUUUACAAAUCUCCAAUCAGGAUGGAAAGGACCCAGAGGAAAAAGACAAUAAGGAGAAUGAAGGGAAGAGUGUUGAAGAUAGUGGAAAGGCGGAAGAAAAAGAUGAACCGGCUGAGAAGAACCUGGUGGAAGUUGAUGAAGAUCCCAGUCCCCUGUACUUAAAGUUAAAAUCAAUUCAAGUAAAUACCGUAGACAGCUUUCAAGGGCAGGAACGUGAUAUUAUUAUUAUGUCUUAUGUUAGGAGCAAAGGCAUUGGAUUCCUUAACGAUCCUAAUCGAUUGUGUGUCGCUCUAACGAGAGCCAAACAUACAUUAAUUCUUUGUGGUAAUUUCAAGACUUUCACAUACUAUCCCAUGUGGAACAGUCUUCUGACAGAUGCUGAAGAUCGCUCCGCGUAUGUUAGACUGACCUGUGAUGCCAGCCCUGAGAGUAUUAUGGAACAUGUGAUAGUUGGCGAGGAUCAGAGGAUAUAGCACAAGUUGUUUUUUAUACCAAAGUUUCUUUUUAUUUUCUUGUUUAUGUAUUUCUUAUUAAACACGAUAGACUCGAGUUUCAUAAUUCAAUGAUGUUGAGAUAAAGAUUAUAUGAAAUGUCAUUAAUAUUUAUCAAUAUUUUUAUAUACAAAAGAGAGAAAAGUUGACAAAGAGAAGGAUGAGAUUUAUUGUUUGAAGUUUUUUGUCGUGAGUUGUGAAAAAAUAAAAUUUGAUGUUUCUACCAUGAAAAA
This is a messenger RNA of Diachasmimorpha longicaudata, 3191 nucleotides long. RefSeq names its product regulator of nonsense transcripts 1. Gene Ontology annotation, molecular function: helicase activity; transcription termination site sequence-specific DNA binding. Gene Ontology annotation, cellular component: nuclear body. Lineage: Eukaryota; Metazoa; Arthropoda; Insecta; Hymenoptera; Braconidae. Bases 427 to 2940 code for a protein of 837 amino acids. The transcript has 5 exons. Gene Ontology annotation, biological process: termination of RNA polymerase II transcription. The record is from RefSeq and is a predicted model, not a curated record.